CCCGCCGGCUGCGGGUGCGGGGGACGUCAGCGCUGCCAGCGUGGAAACCGCUGCGGGCCGCGGGAGGCGGAAGUAGAGCCCGGCGCCGCGGGAACAUCGCGGGACACCUCAGCCAUGGACGCGUCCCUGGAGAAGAUAACAGACCCUACAUUAGCUGAAAUGGGAAAAAACUUGAAAGAGGCAAUGCGGAUGCUAGAGACCAGCCAGAGAAGAAUAGAGGAGGAAAAUGGAAAGAAGCCAAUAUCAGAGGACAUUCCAGGGCCACUUCAAGGCAGUGGACAAGAUAUGGUGAGCAUUCUCCAGUUAGUUCAAAAUCUGAUGCAUGGAGAUGAAGAUGAGGAGCCCCAGAGCACCCGAAUCCAGAAUAUUGGAGAACAAGGUCACAUGGCUUUGUUGGGUCAUAGUCUGGGUGCUUAUAUUUCAACUCUGGAUAAAGAAAAGCUGAGAAAACUUACAACCAGGAUACUUUCAGACACUACCUUAUGGCUACGCCGGAUUUUCAGGUAUGAAAAUGGAUGUGCUUAUUUCCAUGAGGAAGAGAGGGAAGGACUUACUAAGAUCUGUAGGCUUGUCGUUCAUUCUCGCUAUGAAGACUUUGUAGUGGAUGGAUUCAACGCGUUAUAUAACAAAAAGCCUGUCAUAUAUCUUAGUGCUGCUGCUAGACCUGGCCUGGGCCAAUACCUUUGUAAUCAGCUUGGCUUACCCUUCCCCUGCUUGUGUCGUGUUCCCUGUAACACUAUGUUUGGAUCCCAGCAUCAGAUGGAUGUUGCCUUUCUCGAGAAACUGAUUAAAGAUGACAUAGAAAGAGGAAGGCUGCCCUUACUGCUUGUUGCAAGUGCUGGUACUGCAGCAGUUGGACACACAGACAAAAUUGGACGUUUGAAGGAGCUCUGUGAGCAGUAUGGCAUCUGGCUUCAUGUGGAAGGUGUGAAUCUGGCAACAUUGGCUCUAGGUUAUGUCUCCUCAUCUGUGCUGGCUGCAACUAAAUGUGAUAGCAUGACACUGACUCCUGGCCCGUGGCUAGGUCUGCCAGCCGUUCCUGCAGUGACGCUCUACAAACAUGAUGAUCCUGCCUUGACCCUAGUUGCUGGUCUUACAUCAAAUAAGCCUGCAGACAAACUUCGAGCCCUGCCGCUGUGGUUGUCUCUACAAUACUUGGGACUUGAUGGCAUUGUGGAAAGAAUAAAGCAUGCCUGUCAGCUGAGUCAACGGUUACAAGAAGGUUUGAAGAAAGUGGACCACAUAAAAAUCUUGGUUGAAGAUGAGCUCAGUUCUCCAGUAGUGGUGUUCAGAUUUUUCCAGGAAUUACCAGACUCAGAUGCAGCGUUUAAAGCUGUCCCUGUAUCCAACAUAUCACCUGCAGCAGUUGGCCGGGAGAGACACUCCUUUGAUGCACUGAACCGCUGGCUGGGAGAACAGUUAAAACAGUUGGUGCCUACAUGUGGCCUCACUGUCAUAGACCUGGAGGUAGAUGGCACAUGUGUGCGAUUCAGCCCUUUGAUGACCGCAGCAGUGUUAGGAACUAGAGGAGAAGAUGUGGAUCAACUCAUCAGCUGCAUCCAAAGCAAACUGCCUGUGCUGACCUGCACGCUACAGCUACGAGAAGAGUUCAAGCAGGAGGUGGAAGGGAUGGCAGGCCUCCUGUAUGUUGAUGACCCCAACUGGCCUGGAAUCGGGGUUGUCAGGUAUGAGCAUGCUAAUGACGAUAACACCAGUUUGAAGUCUGAUCCAGAAGGGGAAAAAAUACACACUGGACUUCUGAAAAAGUUAAAUGAACUGGAAUCUGACCUUACAUUUAAAAUGGGCCCUGAGUACAAAAGCAUGAAGAGCUGCAUUUACAUUGGCAUGGCAAGUGAUGAUGUGGAUGUUUCUGAGCUAGUGGAGACCAUUGCAGUCACAGCCCGGGAAAUUGAGGAAAACUCAAGGCUUCUAGAGAACAUGACAGAAGUCGUUCGGAAGGGGAUUCAGGAGGCUCAGGUUCAACUACAAAAGGCAAAUGAGGAACGACUUCUGGAAGAGGGUGUGUUGCGGCAGAUCCCUGUAGUAGGAUCUGUACUGAAUUGGUUUUCUCCAGUGCAAGCUUCACAAAAGGGAAGAAGUUUUAACCUAACAGCAGGCUCUCUGGAGUCCACAGAAUACACAUAUGUCUACAAAGUACAAGGUACAGGAGUGACACCACCUCCCACACCCUCAGGCACUCGAAGCAAACAGAGACUUCCAGGUCAGAAGCCUUUUAAAAGAUCCCUGAGAGGCUCAGAUGCUGUGAGUGAGACCAGCUCAGUCAGCCACAUUGAAGACCUGGAAAAGGUGGAACAGCUGUCCAGUGGGCUAGAGCACAGCAACCUAGAGGCCCACUGCCCCGAGCAGCCUCUCAAGGCUCCUGCUCCCACGGCCAGACAGACUGAGGCCCUGCAAAACAAGGCCCAGCAUCCGGAAGAUGACCACUCACAGGACCAGGACUGGACGUACACAGCAAGGCCAUUUUGGUUUUUGUCUAGUGCUCAUGGGAGAAGGUAUGAGAUAUUUGGGUGUCUGUAUACUCUGAUGUAUACCAGCAUCUUAUGUUGGUGCAAUAGAUCAUGCUUACAUAGCAAAGGCCAUUGCCUAAUAAGCCAGGUCUCCAGUUCCUGUUUGGUUUCUUUUGAAAAAAAGAAAGAAGAGAGAGAGAGAAAGGAGAGGAAGGAGAGGAAGGAAGGAAGGAAGGAAGGAAGGAAGGAAGGAAGGGAAAGAAAGAAAGAGAGAGAGAGAGAAAGAAAGAAGGAAAGAAAGAAAGAAAGAAAGAAAGAAAGAAAGAAAGAAAGAAAGAAAGAAAGAAAGAAAGAAAGAAAGAAAAGAAAAGAAAGAAGAGAAAACUACAUAGCCCAGGCUGGCCUCUACCUCACAUCCUUGUGCUUGGAUUAAAACUAUAUGCCAUGCCGGGCUCAUUCUGGGCAUUUUCUACCUUUUCCUCAGAUGGGAUGAAUAUUUAAUUAAAUAGCAUCCUAGAGACCAGGAUGCUAUUUAAUUAAACAGCACCAUAUAGCUUGAGGUAAAGACAACUUGGAGUGGGUCCCAUAUCAAACAUAGGUAAUCCCAGCCCUGGAAAAGGUUGAGACCAGGUUAAGUAACAAGGUCUUGUCUGAAAAUAAAAUGGUCCUGAGCUAAGAGCACUCAGUGGCAUAGCACUGAACAGCAUAUGUGAGGUAACACCUCCAUCCCAUCGUCAGCACUACUAAAAACCAAGAAAAAAUGCAGUGGCUAAAAGAAGUUAAACUUUAAAACUGACUUACUUGCUCAUUGUCUGUAGUGACUCAUCAAACUACUCUUUGGUAACUAGGUCCAGGCUCUUAAUACCUCUACUAUCUUUCAGGCAGAGAACUAUAGCAUCUGGCACUUAGAACCCAAAUUCACCAUUACCUCUAACUCUUGAGGAAGGGGGCUGGGUCCUGGUAAGGAGGUGGCCAAACUUUCCUCGGUGCUAAAAACUUGAGGCUCUUGGGGUUCCUCUGUAUACCCAUCCCACAAAGAUGGACUCCUACUCACCGGGCCUCCUGCUAAAGCUCUCGCAGCACGCAGCUGCUCCUCUGGCCCCCGAUCUUGAAAGGAAGCUCUGUAGAUCUCUGCGGUUUUAAUGUUGACAGCUGCAAGGGACAAGGAUCCAAAACAGACUACAUUCCCACCACUACACAUAAGAACCAGACACAGCUGGGCACGGUGGCACGUGCUUGUAAGACCAGCACUCCAGGAGAUAGAAGCAGGUGGAUACUUGAGUUCAAGACAAGCCUGGUGUAUAAACUGAGUCCAGGACAGCCAAGGCAACAUAGAGAAACCAUGUCUCAAGGAGAGAGAAAAAAAAAAAAGGAAACAAAAGAUUGGAAUCUGGAGAAAGAACAAAGAAGGGCCUGUGUGCUCACCACCCAGCUAGCUAAACAUGGGCACACCAGAAGGCAGCUGCAAUUAGCUACUCUUGGAAAGAGGGCACUAGGCUUCCUUCAAUCCAGCAGUUCUGCACUCUUUGUGAUCUUCAUUCUAAAUCAAAACCUUACUUUAUUUUCAGAGUAUACAGAGACCCAAAUAUCUCAUGCCUUCCCCCAUGAACACUAGACAAAAACCAUGCCAGACCACCUACCCACCCUGUGACACUUAACUGUAGGAGUGGGUGUGGGGUGGGCAGAACGUAUGCUGUACACCGGCAUUACAAGCUCACAGCCGAAGGUUAACUACGCCAGGCCCUUGCCCAGGUUUUCACAAUAAAUACAUAUAGAUAGGAGCAAGGAAGGAUCCAAACCCACCAACAGAUGGAAUGACUUUAACCUGAGACAGCCUGCUAGACUACCCCAUGUGGAAACCAUAUAGCCCUCUAAUACAAACCCUACUUACCAAUGCCAUAAAUGAUUGGAAAAUGGUUUUCAUUUUCUUCCCGGUCAUUUAAUUCUAAGAAAUGAAGGGAAGUAGAAACACUGAACAGUUGUUCUUGUUCCAUAUGACGGAAAAACUCAGGCAGUGUAUAGUCCCAGGUAGUCCACUGGCUGGCCCUGCCUCUGGCCACACCCUCCCCUUCCAGGCUGCAGAGAAGCCUCCAACAGCCUGAAAGCCAUACACCAGGGCCUAUUUGUAGGAGCAGCAUGAACACCCAAUUUAUCUGGGUAGAACCUGUGGCAAGAAGGCUACCUAGUUUGAUUAUUGAGCAGUGGAGACAAGUCAUCGAAUAGGUGACAGUCUCUUUUUGAGUAUCUUCUACAAUUCCUGUCUUGAUGGGAGCUGUUAAAAGGAUACAGACAAAACCUUCCUGAAUCCUUUCAGCCUGUUUGGGGAAAGCAGAAGAACUCACCUGUCACACAUAAUGUCACUAAGUGAAUAUCAUCAUCUUGUUUGUCAAAUUCACCUACAAUUAGAAUUUCAAAAUUGGUGUCAAAAGAGUAUCCAAGAACGAGUUGACAGAGGUAUACAUAUUAGGAGCUGGGGAUAGCUCAACUGACACAGUAAUUGCCUAGCAUGCUUAAGGCCCUCGGUUCAAUCCUUAGCACUACAGAAACAGGCAUGAGGGCACAUCUGAUUUCAAGGCCAGUCUAUGCUACUUGAGAUCCUGUCUCAAAAAAAGGGGGUGGGGGGUGCGUUGAGGCAAGAGGUUAGGCCAGCAAGAAGACUUAAUCUGUAAAGGUGUUUGUAACCUAUGUUUGAUAUGGGACCCACUCCAAGUUGUCUUUACCUCAAGCUAUAUGGUGCAUAUGUGUCCCAAGUACUCCCAUGCACUUAAAAGUAAAAGAAAAAAAUGAAGUCUGUUAUGUGUAAUUAAUGUAUGGUACUAUAAAAAACCUUAUGGGGCUGGAGACAUGGCUUGGUGGUUAAAGCACUGGCAGAGGACAUGGUUAAGUCUCAGUACCCACAUCAGGGCAUGUUCUAAAAGGAGACUAACUCUUCUUGAGUCUGUUAGUAAGAGCAAAGAAAUGUCUUUAUGUGUCUAAGUGUUUUGCCUGUGUUGUGUGUGUACCAUGCGCAUUAUGUUUCCAGGAUCCCCUGAAACUGGUGUUACACGGUUGUGAGCUACCAUGUGAGAGCUGGGAAUUGAACCUGGGUUCCCUGGAAGAGUAGCCAGUACUCUUAACCACUAAGCCAUCUCUCCAGCCUCAGAACAAAAAAUUUUGUGAAUGUUUUUAGACAAGAGAACAGAGAGUAGGUUCUGAAUGGCCAUCACCCCACUGUAGAUCAGCCUUUCGUUUCUGUGCACAGCACAGUGGAGCUCAUAACAGACAGCAGUGCCCUAGUUACACCAUAAAUUUUUAUACCCUGGUUGCUUUUGUUAGACAUAGGUUCUCCCCAUGCGCUUAAAACUUAAUAAGGUUUGUUUCACACAGGGUCUCACUACGUAGCCCUGGCUGUCCUGAAACUCAGAUCCACCUGCCUCAGCCUCCCAAAUUGCUGGGAUUAAAGAUGUGUUCUACAACACCAAGCUUUUACAA
Messenger RNA from Meriones unguiculatus (Mongolian gerbil), 5939 nucleotides. RefSeq names its product pyridoxal dependent decarboxylase domain containing 1 (gene Pdxdc1). The coding region runs from base 115 to 2901 and encodes 928 amino acids. NCBI's taxonomy places the organism in Eukaryota, Metazoa, Chordata, Mammalia, Rodentia, Muridae. Gene Ontology annotation, cellular component: intracellular membrane-bounded organelle. The record is from RefSeq and is a predicted model, not a curated record. The transcript has 24 exons. Gene Ontology annotation, biological process: carboxylic acid metabolic process. Gene Ontology annotation, molecular function: pyridoxal phosphate binding; carbon-carbon lyase activity.